This is a messenger RNA of Motacilla alba alba, 5134 nucleotides long. It is a transcript of the gene RAB3B, whose product is annotated as RAB3B, member RAS oncogene family. The coding region runs from base 694 to 1245 and encodes 183 amino acids. Gene Ontology annotation, cellular component: endosome; plasma membrane; synaptic vesicle. The record is from RefSeq and is a predicted model, not a curated record. Gene Ontology annotation, biological process: regulation of exocytosis; protein localization to plasma membrane; protein secretion. Gene Ontology annotation, molecular function: GTPase activity; GTP binding. The transcript has 4 exons. Lineage: Eukaryota; Metazoa; Chordata; Aves; Passeriformes; Motacillidae.
CUCCCGCGCCGUCGGGGCUGCUUCCCCUCGAAGGUGGCGGGGAGGGGGCUGGCGGUGUUCCGCGCCUCACGUCCCCACCGGGACCCACAAACUCCUCCUGCCCUCCUCGCCCCGAGCGUCGGGGCUGUCCCGGGACCCCGCGGGACGGGAAGCAGGAGGCGCCCGGCGGGUGAGCUCCGUGCCCUGAGGUGUGUAACGGGCAGCCCUCGGGAGCGGCGGGGCGGAGAGGGCAACAGCAGUUCCAUCUCUAAAAUAAACAGUUCCCAGCAAUGAGAGGCGAUAUAAUAUUGCCUUAUCUCUAAAAUACCCUCAGCCUUCGCGGGAGGGGGGAGGCCGGAGAGCGGGGCCUUCCCGGCUGUUCUCCAGCUGGUGCGUAACCCGCCCGUUCCCGUCACCCCGGGCCGUGCCCGGCUCGGGGAGGGGGAGCAGGUGACAGCAACCCAACUGCUCGGCCAUGGAGCGCUGCCGGGAAACGCGGCACCCGCUGUCGUCCUGGCUGCUCGGGCAGGGCAGGGACCCGCUGCUGCCUGCACAGCCCGCCCGAGCCGGAGGAGCGGACUUGCCCGUGCCCACACCGUCCGAAUAGCCCCGGGCAGCGAGCCCGCCGCGCCAAACCAAACGGAUCCAUCUCCUAAUUUAGUUCAUAAAAAGUACAAACUCUCCAGUUUGUCCAGUUUAUGCUGUGCGAAACGCAUGUGGUAUUUAAUUUUUUUUUUGCCGUGCAUUCUGGGACGACGCGUUGGUUUUCCCCGGUGUGUUCUCCGCGCUUGGCUGCAGCCCGGCAGUGCCGCGGGUGUGCGCGGUAACAUCAGCCGGUGGGACCGCAGCGGCAUCGCAACACCGGCGCCAGCGGCUCCACCUUUUCUGCUUCCCGAGGUUCAACAGUGUGACCACUCUCUUGAUUCAUAUACUCACAGCAAAGCCUUCAUCUCUCUCAUGGAUUAUAGAUCUAAAUUGAUGGCUUCAGUAACAGAUGCCAGAUUCAGGCAGAAAGAUACUUCAGACCAAAAUUUUGAUUACAUGUUCAAGCUCCUGAUCAUUGGCAACAGCAGUGUGGGUAAAACAUCCUUCCUCUUCAGAUACGCCGACGACACCUUCACUCCAGCCUUUGUGAGCACAGUGGGAAUCGACUUCAAGGUGAAAACAGUUUACAGGAAUGACAAGAGGGUGAAGCUGCAGAUUUGGGUUCCUGUCUCUCACAUGCCCCCAAAAUUCAGCUCUUCUCUGCAAGGAUACUUGGGAUAGAAGAAGAUCCAUGGCACUGGAAGUGGCCAGAAGUAAUCCAUGGAGGUGGGAAGAUGUUGGUGUAAUUGGGAGGAAAAUCCUUGCUGGUCAAAGGUCAGUGAAGAGAGAAGUGUUCUCAUAAAGACUCAGCAGGACUCCUGAAAGGCCUUGGCAUGCCUCUCCCCUGCUUCAAAAUCCUGUGAUGAGCUUUCUCUCCUCCUUUUCUGAGCUGCCCCUCCAGCACGGUCCAUCUGGAGUGACAGGAGCCUGCUCUGUGAUUGGCAGGGUUUAUUACUGUUGAGCAAGUAAAGAAAUGGAAGAUGAGCUGCUAAUCUCAGCUGAGCUCAGACAAACCCAAAAAACCUCAACUCCUACAGCAGGGUACCUGGGAGCAGAAUCUGGAUCAGAUGCUCUUUCCGAAGUUACAUUGGAAAACUGUGCCCAGAAAUUAUUUAAUUUUCAGAUUGUGGGAACUAUAAUGAAAUAUGAAUAACAAGCUGGUGACUCCUGUGAACAAAGAAAUUCUGAAAAGUCCUGUGCUGGUUUAUUGCAGCUUCCCACACAACAGGAUGAAUGAGUUUGCAGCAGGGAAAGUACAGGUCUGUGUUAAAGUGUUCAAUUUUGUGUUGAAAACACAAAGCUAGAAGGAACAAUAGUAUCCUGGUUACUUGUGAUCCUAAUCUUCCUUACAAGAUUGUAAAACUGUUUACCCUGGCAGUAUCAAGUUAAUAUAGCACAUUCUUUCUGAAUUUCUUGUUUUCCCUUUUAUUACAACAAUGUGUUUGCAAACUCUCUGAUGUUAUAUGCUGCUAUUUGAAACCUUGUGAUCCUUUCAGCAAAACAAAGAUGCUAAUUAAAAGUAUUUUUACUACUGUGCCUAGUUGAUUUUGUCAAGAAAGUUAUUCACUUUCUUUGUUUUAACAAUCCUAUUAGCACCUGAGAAUUCUGACCUAAGCACAGUCUAAUUGGGACACAAUGUGAAGCCUGUGAUUGUGUUUCUCUUUUCAUUAGAAUAUUUCAUUAAUUGUAUUUUCAUCAGUUCCUCCUGGAAUCUGAGUAUGUCUGCAGAAUGGCUUUUCAGUAACCAUGUGGAUAUAGAGGUGGUGACAACUCUGCUUUUCCAAAGUGUGGAUAUGGUUCUCAGUGCAGUCUGUGCACUAAAAUCUGCAUUACCAUGUUAUGAAAUUGUCCAACAUUCAGAUUAUGUCACAAGCUGACAAAUAGAAAAGCUCCAAGAGAAGGAUGCUGCUGCAUGCUAGAAACCUCUGACACACAGCAUCAAAUCCUGACCUGAGUGUCUUGCACACAUGAACCAAAUGCAUCUUUGUCUUUGAAUGUCUCAAGCUUUACCAGAUUUUGUCAUUAUUUUGUGGCUGCUGAGUUUGGCCGAACCUCUGGAAGUGACAGAAGAAACUCUGCACAACGUGUAAAAACCAACCAAGCGAAAACCCCACAACCAAAAAAACCUCAACCCACAAGCAGAUGCAGAGGUCUGUGAUUACCAAAACAACUAAUUGAGGUGUUUUCCCUCCCUUUUAAAAAUUUGAAUAGUGAAAUGGGUACAAGUCCUAGACCUAGUGAGAGCAGACAGAAUUCUUUGGUCUUACUGCGUGACAAGGAUAAUAUCACUUUAUCAUCUGCAGAGUCUACGUACUUUGGGAAUUGCAGAUUUAGAGAGUCAUUCAAGCUUGAAGGAGAGAAUGCCUGAAGACCUGCUGAUCUCUGUCACAGAUGAACAGACCUGUCCCCUGCCCAAGGAAGCUGCUCGUUUUGCCUUUUUUGAAACAAGCCUUGUAACAUCCUGGGAUGAUUGUUGUACUUAACUCACCCAAAUACAGCUCAUCUUUCCAAGGGUUUAUGAUAAGCCAGCCUUCCCAUUACCUUAUUUUGCUGCUCUUUUGGCUCAUUUCAGCUUGUCCCUUGUUCCUCAACUGUGACAUGUUACAAGGUGUCUCCUUCCCUGAAAUGACAGAUCCCAUUCCCUCCAGAAAAGUCCCAGUCUAUUUCUAGUUUCAUCCCUCCCAUUUUCUUUCAUGGGCACAGAGAUUAACCUAUCUGUUUGCCAGGUGCACCUUGAAUACCUGCUGUUUUUCUUCUUUCCACACUGAAAUGCCACCUCUUCCCUUUCUGAAGAGCAGAGCAUGGAUGUGGCACUGAAGCAAGUGUGGAUGCGAGGUGGUUCCUGCAGCUCGUGUCAAUAAGCUGUUUUGAAAGAGGGGGCAUGUGUGGAGGUUGGUUAUGUUUACAUCUCAUUUCAGGAGAUAGACUGCAGCUCCCCUGCUCACUAAUUAAAAGGAGGUAAACAUGUUGCCUGUUCUUAUCUAAGAAUUUUUAUAUAACAUUUGCUGCCUGUUGAUGUAACUGCCCUAAUGAAUGCAGAGUGAUUUGAUGUAUCAUUAGUGAUGUGGAUGGACACUAUGAGAUUAGAACAGUGUUUAUUCUUUAUCAUCUAAUACUUAUUGCCUGACUUUUGACUCUGGGAAGAGUACAUAACAUGGAUGAAAUUUUCCUGCCUAUUUACUUUUGCCCUACUUAAUGAGGAGAACUAGAAUCCAGGAAAUUUUUAGUCACUAAGCAUCAGGAAGACUGGCAGAAAGAACUGAUUAAAAGUUGCAAAGACUCCUUGUUGAGGGUUAGAUUUUAGGACUCCCUUCUCUCAGCUGGAGGCGUUGGCAAGAGAUGAGCUCUGAUGUUACCACAGAGUUUGCUGAAAAGUCCUGCCUGAGGCUGAGAGUUAUGGGAGCUCUCAAUUUGUCCUGGUAGGACAAGGGAUGAAAUCUUCCACUUCCCCUCCAGGCUCCAUAGGAAGAACUAGCAAAAGAACACGUCUAAACAGUUUUGGAUAUUAUUGUGGCUUUCAUAAUUUUUCAACUGACUCGGAAGAUGUAAAGAAAAGCUGUGGUCAAGGGAAAUUACAUCCAUGGGGAAAAGUAGAUGGAGAAAGUAGAUCUGGGUGCCAUGUGAAGAGAGACUUGUUUUUUCCCUUCAGUUCUUUGUAUUAAUUUUAUUAGUGCUUUAAAUAGGGAUACAUUUUGUUCUCUGAACUCUGUUCUUCUGACAGUGGUGUUAGUGAUAUGAGCAUAGCAAUGAAACAGCAACUGCUCCCUGAAGACCAGGAAUCACUCUCUUCUGCAGAAUGGGCAGAGACUGUCACUGCCUGAAUCUUGGGAUAAAGCAUCAGGGUAAGCUCCAGACAGCCAACACCAAAGCUUCCCCUGCUGCUCUGAAGCCUCCAAAAUGGUGUUGAGUUAUAAUACUUUGAUGUCAGAAUAAGGCAAAAUAGCAGCAGGCAGCAAGUGCAAUUGAUUUAAUAGUAGUUUCAUAAUGUUUUGAAGCAGUUAUGCUGUUGCUGAAGUCAUGUCCCCUUUAGUGAAAAUGUCUUUUGCUCACUGGCACAUCUAAUUCUGCUCACUUAUGCUUUGCUCCAAAGUUUGCUUUUGCACCCUUUCAGUCCAGAGGAGUGGUUUGGGCAGGGGUGGGACAAAAACCAAGUCCUAAGAACCCUUUCUUUAUCUCUGUCACAGUAAAUAACGUGUGUUGCUCCAAACAUCAACUUGUUGCACCUUCUCCAGACACAUCACUCAGCUGCACAUGAAAGCAGAGCACAGUCUGCCCAGAGGUUGCUGCUUGCUAGGCAGGCUGCUUUCAUUUGAUAAAUAUUUCAGUGUGUGUUUUUCCCAGUGUAACACUACUAAUUCAUUCCUAAGCUGGGAAGUGUUUCCAGAAGUGUAAGGUAAUGGAGUGUAGAUCAGCUCCCUUUCCUGAACUGAGCCAGGGGUCCAGAGAGUCUUAUUUCAAUUUUCUGCUGGCAGAGGGCCUGGGUGAUUUAGGAAGCAGCAUAAUGCAUGAACUUGUGCUUGUAUUGUGCCUGAUACUGUGAUUGCUUCAAUUACAGAUUGGUUGAUAGACC